Messenger RNA from Ciona intestinalis (vase tunicate), 8804 nucleotides. RefSeq lists its product as uncharacterized. Gene Ontology annotation, molecular function: protein kinase activity. The record is from RefSeq and is a predicted model, not a curated record. Lineage: Eukaryota; Metazoa; Chordata; Ascidiacea; Phlebobranchia; Cionidae. Gene Ontology annotation, biological process: protein phosphorylation.
AUUGACACAUUAGGUAUAUAGACUCAGCAUUUAUGUAAUCUCACCACAUUAUAUGCUUGACAAGCAACUAUAUCUGCCAUCAAUCAAACUUGCGCAUUCCGAAGCGGCAUUUGACCAGGGACUGUAAGGAAAUCGAAUGGCUGGAGUUGCUGAGGUCAGCAGCCGUAUUGUCGGCAACUCAGCCAUCGACGGCUUUGGUCUCCAUCAGCCAGCGAAUGAUGCGUACCUCGGUCGACCUGAGUAUCAAGCCACGGCUCGAGGGCAUUCGAGUGACGGCUCAGAGCAGAGAGACGAGAUCGGUCAGGUGUUCUGGAACCAAGUGAGUCGUGACGAAAAGGGAGACAGACUUAUUGAUAGCUACACUGCUAUAAAGCGACCGGUUAUCGAUCCAAAGGAAUUCAAAGAUUUACCGAAUUCAGUUGAACCCUUCACAGGCUACCAUUCGCAAGCAGAUAGCGAUCAAACACGGGACGUUUCUAGUCCGAACGGUCGCAACUUUGUUUACGACGGCGGUGUAGCUGGAGUUCAGACGGAUGGUAAAGAAACGAAACGUUUUUCUCAAACCGCGCAGUCGUGUACGAACGCGGCCAACGGAAACAGCAACAACAACACACAGAGAAAAAGAGGGAACCUGGGUUUGCCACCUCACCGACAGACAGGUUAUCAAAAGCCGCCGAUUCUUUCACCUAAGCCCUUCAUUGCCAAAAAGCCAAGAAGACUGUCAGAUACCAGCGCUAGCGAGCCGCCGAAAAGAGUUCCUAAUCCGAAAAACGAACAAGGCGAGCACGUAGAAAGUCAAAACGUAUUUCAAUUCGGAAGCAGGGUGAUUAGGCGUGUGUCCGCUCCCAGCGUUGUAUACAAGGCUAAACUUACGGAAUUAAAAGUCGUUACACCUGAGCUGAUAGCGCACUCGACCGAGGCGACAGAAAAAAGGAAAAAUUUCAGCAGUUGCGACAGCGGAAUUUCUACUACGCCGAAAGCUUGUUUACCGCGUAUUCGUGCAAGCGAACAACAUAACAGUUCAAGUGACCAUUCUGGAUUGUUAGAUGGAAAUAAAAACAGGGAAAUCGCGCCAGACCAUCACAGAGGGUUAAAUAUGGAUUUUAAGGCGAAGCAACAACUGAUUUCGAACAUAUUGCCAGAUCCAGCAAGAAUACCACCGAAAGUCGCCAGCAAACCGAAGAACCGACCACCUGCACUUCAUCUGUCACCAGGCAAAGUAAAUGGAGAAAACCAGUUUAAAAAUGAACCUCGCACCGAUGAACUUGCUAUUGCCCCUGUCUCUGCAAAACGAGACAGGUUCGAACAAAUGCAAAUGGCCUUUAAGAAACCGAUGCCGGAUCCUGUUUUUAAACCGCCGCAGCCUGAGAAUCAUUGGAAUAGUAACGGCCCUCUGAGUCCAACUGCAAACGAGUUGUUCAAAGAUAUUCUGGAAAUGAAGGAUAUAGAAAGCUUCGGAGAAACGGUCCAGAUCCAGCAGUCUAAACAGGAGCCUACAAGACCUACGACUAAAUCUGAUAAACAAAAGCCAGAGAAGGUUGCGAAGCCGGAUUACAGCUACAUGACGAAUGACUGGUCGUUAGAACAAGAUGAUUCACGAAAGAUAAACGUUGAGGGAGGGCAGAACAUGAAGGACCUCAAAGCUAAAUACGAGCAUGAGUUUGAUCGCAAGUUAAUCAACUCACUGAUAUCGCCCACAGAGAAGAAGAAUUUCUUCAAAGGUUUCGAGGUAGAAGCCCCGGGCCAUGCAAGAUCAGCAUCGCAUGGCGAACGCGUUAAAGCCAUCUCGCCCCCGCGAAAACUUUCCGACAGUUCGGUGCAAGAUAUUUCAAACAAAUUUGGAAGUUUACCGCGAAACAUGCAUAAUAAAAAACAGAAUCAUUUCUGCGACGGUCAAGACUUUCCACCUCUUCCGCUCAAUCUUCCACCACCUCCAGAUCCGCCUGUGGAACAAACCCCUCAUGACUCACAUACCAACGAAGCGGAAGCGCCUCGUUUUCCGGUGUACCCAAGUGCAGGUGAGGGGAGUUAUACGAAGCAGCGAAGCGACAACCCAUCUCACUCUUUAUGCAGCGUUACCACUGGCCCAGUCGACGCUCGGGCAGCGCUCACUAAUUACCCGAUUAGAGAACCCGAGGGAGUGGCGCGCAAUUUUGGCGAAGUGAGCAGUCAACCAACCGUUGCAAAGGACUGCAACGUGGGGCAGGGGACGGGUGGCCCAAGUCAAGAUAUUUCAAAUAGCGACUCAGUAUCGAGUAAGAACACAACUGCCCCGCGCGACAUCGACGAUGAGAUUCUUUACUACGAUAACAUGGAUAUCAUGGAGAAAGUGAGACAGAAACGAGAGCAGGAUGAGAAAAGAAUGGCAAAAGUGAUCGCGCGUGAAUCAGCGCGAAACCCUGAAAUACCAGAGGUGUCUCAACGCGGCAUUUCACGCUCGUCGACGAACCAGAAAAACAACGGUGCGCAGCAGGCCCGCAUCGAAUGCGUUUCAGUCGACAGUAACCGCAAGCAACAGAUAACAGUAGGUUUAAAACCAAGCCCUGACAAAAGAAGGAAUCAAUCGGCAAGUCAGGGUGACAUUAACGCGAACAUUUCAACUGAAUUUCGCAGCGCUCUUGGCGAGCUCGAGUAUGAGUACAAGAAGUUAAAAGAAAAUCUCGAUCAGCAAAUGGAUCUCGUGGAUGCCGCAGCACCGCCGAAAUUGCCUCCCAAACAAAAGAAGUUAGUCAGAAACACUACUGAUAGCCAGCAGCAACAGAAGCAGCACAACUAUUCAGGGCAUCAGGUCCCACAAACAAAUGGAAACGCCAAGCAAGUUCAAGCACCAAACAAGCAACUAAGUCCACAGUUAAAGCUUCAAAUUCCUGUAACAAAUCAGCAGAUAACACACCAAGGACAUGCACCUUCACCGAUGCCUCAGUUUUAUCAGGCUCAGGCCAACUUUCAGCAACCAGCUCCCAGUCAGGCUUCGGCUGCCAAACCGUCCCACAAUCCUGCACAAAAUUUAAAUCAUCCGAAACCUGUGCAGAGUUCAAGCAACCAGCAGAUUUUGACAUCGGCCUUGCUUCAACAGAACGCUCUGUUAAGUGUAGAAGAGUCACGAGCGAGGUCUAUAGUGGAUGAACCUCUUGCUCCGAUCAUUGAAGAGGACAGCACUUAUGGUGACUCGUCGUCCUGCGCAUCUUCCGUUACCGGAGACGAUCUUUCAAUUUACACCGACGAUUGCUCAAUCGACACAAGACAGAGAAGUAGUUCGCCUUCAUGUGGUGCCUGGAGUUUCGCUUCCUCGCAAGCUGCUCUUAACGGGGAGUUAGAUAAUGACGGAGAAACCACAGAGACUGAAGCAGAAACGACGACAUCCCAGCGUGAGAGUGGUAGCACCACAGUUCACUCCACCAGCUCAAAUGAUGAUGCAUCAGACGCCUCCUCCGUUCGUUGGCAACAGAGUCCAAUUACCUCGAAGGUAAAUCGACAAUCAUCUAAUGAAAAGUUGCUAGUAAAACCUGAAGAAAGAAUAAAUACCAACAAAUCGGCUUCUACUGUCAAAAAUGCUAAACCUUCAAAUGAAGAUGGAGAUUACGAAUUCAUCAGCGACACUGAAGAUACAGGAAGCCAUUCUGUACAGUCUGGACUUAACAGGGCUGCAUCGGUUGAAAGCAAGGUAUCAUGUUCAUCUGCAGGGGCAAGCAGCAUUGGAAGAUCCGGGGAUCUUAUUAAGGCUGAUCCUCAUGAGGAAGAGGAUGUUACAGUCCACGAUGUUGAGCCAUACGGUAUGGUUGAUUUAUCAAAACUGGAGCCAUCAUUUGAACAAGCCACGCCCGUUCAGAGCAGGAAAUACAAAGUAAAAGACUCUUCUAACGACAACGAAUUGACGCCAUCAUCAAUAAUGAACUCUGUUAAUGAAUUCUUCGGCACUUUACCAAAGAAAAAGCAGAAGCAGGUCGAAACGGGGAGCCCUACUGAAGAAGAGACCCCGCAUUUUCCGUUGGAUAUUCCACCCACCCAGGCGCCACCGACACCCAAGUAUUCCCGCAGCUCAAAAUCAACCACCGUGACCACGUCGCGUCUUCAACGAAGCAAAUCGGACGCCACGCGUGAGCUGAAAGUACCUGCAGGAUACGAAGAAGUUGGAUACGAUAACUUGGAGAAUUAUGGAGGUGAAGCUCGUAAAGCCGCUGAAGCGAAACGGGCGCAGAGCGUCAGACAGGAGAAACAUUCGAAGCACUCUCCGGGGCAGAAGAAAACUUCGGAACACAAGCGUAAUCAAAGCUUUGAUUCGGCCGAAGAAGACACAUCACGGUCAAGAGACUCUCUUGCUUCCACCCCAGGACUAACACAACAGACUGCUGGCAGCCGAGCUAGCUUUCCACUGCCAGUUUCUGCUUCACGUCUCGCUCGUCACAGUUCAGCAGUUAGUGCUCUUGACCGCCACAGCGGGAACUUAAAACGUUCUAAGCAAUCAAAUACCGCCUCGGUCAAAUCACCAAGUAGUAGAAGGAUAGAACAAAGAGCAAAGGUACAACCUGUUCAGCAGCAACAAUCCUCAACCUUACCACGGUUACGUACCGAUCGCAACGAAAACCUCGGUAAACCGUCGUUUGAUCACACUUCCAAAAGUACAGAAAACUUUGCUUCACUCGACAAAGAGAAAACUCACAGAGAACAUAUUAAACAAGAAGAAGCAGCUGCUAGGGAGAGGAAAAUAUCUCGAGAGUCCUUAAAGAACCGCACUAACUCCCGUGAAUGUGCACUGGACAGGCAGAGUAGCCAAGAAAACGAAGUCACUACUAAAGAUCAAGGACGACGUUACGACCGAAGUGGUGGCGUGGAACACAAGCUAUCGACGCAUCGCAGCAACUCCAAGAACAGUGCGCCUGCUACACCCGAGGAUAGGCCGUUCCCGGUAUUUAACUCGGAUUAUGACGAAAGUUUAGACGACGGCGUCGUAAAUCCGUAUGAAGAAGUGGAGUUCACUUUGGAUGCUUCUCACACAGUUUCUUAUCAACCUAAGAUUGAAACCGAAGAGCAAGUCGAAGCUAAACAUCGAGUGCAGGAGAUACUAGAUAACAUACAGCCACCUGAAUCUCCGUAUAAACCGAAACCUCCUCUUCCAAGAUACCCAGUCGAAUACGACAACUUCUAUCUCGGCAGUACCGGAGAAACAAAAUCCCGAGCCAGCAGUGGAAUUGGAACUGACGAAGCGGGACGUUCGAAAAUUGGAAGCGGUGCAACUUCAUCAUCUUCUCCUCCUCCGUCGCCAUCCACUGAAGAACCUUCGAGGACUUCUGGGUAUUCGGAAGGAGCGUUGACACCGGUGUCCACCCCGGCAUCAGUUCGGUCAUCAAGGUUUCCAGAAGAUUCUGGCACAGACGCCACUCUACCAUUCGACGAAAGGGAACAAGCUGAAUUGAGAUCACCCCGUCGAAAAUCCAGGGACGAAUCGCGAAACGGAGAAGAUUCGUCUGACGCUGCUCCGAACCGAUCACUGGGUUCACAGCUCCGAAGUUUACUAGGAGGAAGUCCUGAAAGCAAAUAUAUUUCUCCAAGUCUGCGCCGAAAGCGUUCCCUCCUUAAACGCUCGAAAUCUCCCGGUGGAAGCAGACGUUCAAAAACGCCUCCACGCUCAAAGUCACCAUCUAAAGAUAACGACGGAAAAUCCGAGCUUGAAUCAGUUGCCAGCACACCCGCACUACCACGCAAGGAGGAGAGACAAUCUCAGCGAUCUUCCAAAAUCGACAAACGAGGUUCAAAAGCGAACACUCCAGUACCUAAUAAAGAAGAAGAAGAUCCCGUCAUCCUUCGAUCUGCCUCUCAAAGGAUCGUAGAUAGACGGGGAAGAUCUGGUAGCUCUUCAGCUCGCAAAGCGAAAUCCUCAGACCAAGAAAGCGAACCGAGUGAAUUAGGUAAAGAUCGAAAACUGAGAAUGUCUUCACGAUGGAGAAGAUCUAAAUCAUCUGAUCGAUCUCCGACCCGCUCGAAAUCAAAAGAAAGAAGCAAAUUUGGAAAGAGGUCAAAAUCUCAAGAACGUCCCCCUCCGAAAGGAUUAGAAACAAAAGAAAUUGACAUAGAAGGUGGAGAAGAGAGAGGAGGUAGGAGUAUCUUCCGGAGGAGUAGGAGCAGCUCCAGGAAAAGAGAUAAACGAGGAAAAUCUACCGAGAGGAAAGAAGAGGGGGCAACGCGCGGGAGAAAUCCAGUUAGCUUUUUCAGAAAGCUGCUCAGAAACAAAAAAGACGAAGACGAGGGUGGAAUCGUCCAUGUGCCCUUGGGUAAAGGUGUUGAUAUGUCAGACUCGACUGAGGCACUGAGCACCAUCCUAGCUUACAAAGGAGACGAGGUUUCUGAGCCUGAGCAGUGGACCCCACCAAGACCCCACCCACCGCAACAGAGGAUCACGAAACCCAACCAAAAGUCAAGUCCAACAAAACCAAAGGAACGAAAAGCGAUGCGUUCCCCGCCUUCCCACAGAGCAAAGAAAAUGUCAUCUUCAAUAUCAUCAAGAGGGCAAGCAGACCACAGCACAGAAAGUUCAUCGGAGGGUGUUGGAACUGCCGGGAGAACCAAAAAUAACCGAAACCUCGAUACCUAUGGAAACCUAGGUAUCAACCGAGCAAAUCUUGGCGCACCUCAGAAACCAGCUCGUCCAUCAAGCAGAAAAAGUAGUUUCAGCAACUCACUGCCAAGUUCAGAUUCCGAGCGGCAAACCAAUGCUGAGGCAAGCAAUACGAAACUGAAGUCAUCCCGUGUGUAUCAAACCCAGCAUGGUGUUCCAGUUUUGCGUCGCCCACUACUACGUGAAUAUGAUUCCGAUACACCUACCAGUGCUCUUGCAUCGGACGCAGACAGCUCUACUGGUGUUGCAUCAGAUGCAGAGACAGGUGGACCACUAAGGUCAGCUAUCAAGCAAGGCCCUCUUGCAAGAUUGAAGGGAACUUUAAGAGGUUCUCCCCGUCGCCCAGUGAGGGUGGUGUCACCACGUCGUUCCAAAUCUGACCCAACGAUAUUCGACGGCGACUCUACAGUUUCUAUAAAGAAUACGUAUUAUAACUUGGAAACUCAGGAAACUACGAAAACUCCACCAGCGAGCCAAGAAAAGAAAUCGAAGCUCGCUGCGCAACAGCGUCGUCGAAGCCAAAAGCAAAGUCGACGCCAAACGGCUCCGGUUGACCUGGCUUAUGCUACCCACCAGCGACAGAAGUACAGGACACUUGUCUCCCUAAACGCGCAAACACUGAGAAAAGUUACGGAGAGAUGGCUGGCCGAAUGGCGCAACCAGCUACCAGUUGGCGGGUUUCUCAUUACAUCGUGGUCGGACGUGGCGAUAGAGAGUCACCGGCCGAUAUGUAUGAUCGGGAACAGUGUUGUUUACCCUGCAGUGUCGACUGGAAAUAACAAGUUUAAUCUAGCAUGCCAGUUGUACGAUCAACGUGACGUUGGGGAACGAAUGAUCCUAAAGCUGGAGAAUAGUUCAUCUUUACCAGCGCACCCCAACACGUGUGGUGUCUGCAGUCAUUUUCCUUGCCGAGUACCGAGGUCCUUGCUUGACCCAACUUCGGGUGGAGGGGCUGCCGAUGCACUUUGUGUCGUUUUGUCGACUCGGCCAAGUCACUCUCUUCAGGAGUAUCUAGACCGCUUAAUUUCGAAAGAAGAACCCACGGAAUACCACCGCCAAGUCUUAAUCGCUCUACUCCAACUACUACAAGGCAUUAAACAUUUAUUAGCAUCUGGUUUUGAUCUCCCUUGUAUAAGUGCCGAGCACUUGGUCAUUACAGAGGAUCGGGGAUUCUUGCAAAUUCUACCGCAUCUAAACUGGUCCGACUCGGUCGACUCAAAAAGAAAUCGUUUGGAUGUUGACAAAGUACUCGAUGCGUAUCAAAGCUCCGACUCGGACUCGAAUCAAAAUUCAAGAAGGUUGUCCCACACCCAGCAAUUGGCGGCUCUGAUGAAACGCUUGUUACAGAACGCAAACUUGGCUUCCAGUUCUGCUGGAAUGGGUCGGCCGGGUGAUCGCAGCUCAGCAGCCUCAUUGGUGUCAAGGGUUGUAGUUCCAGGAACCAAGUAUUCAACCGCAAUCAAGCACAUUGUUUAUUAUCUUGAACGCUCUCCGCCCGUGGGCGCCCAAGAGGCGGCCGAACUUGUGCAAUGCGCACUGUGGGGCCCUGAAGACCUAGAAGACGUCGGUGUGGAUGAUGUUACACCAUUUGCUGCUCUUGAGCUAUGGAUCGAAAUGGAACAAGCCAAAUUAGUAAACAGUCUUGCAGUAUUGAACCCAGGAGACCGAAUGGUUCCAGUUUCGUUCCUUAAACAUCAAUACUUUUCAACAGUAACCCCUGAAAUGCUGUUUAACGGUCUCAAGACGUUACAGCGAAUUUGAUAACUAUCAUCCAGUUAUAUGUAAUAAAUGGUACCCUUUCUAUUUCUUUUAUUAUGUCAAAUUUAAAUUACCACAUUUUUGUUGUGACGGUUUUAGGCCACCUACCUAUAGUGAGUGACUUUUAAUCUUUUAAUUACUUUUUUUGCUGCUGUUAUUCGUGGACAAUCUAAGAAUGUUUUAACUAUAAUUAUACAUACAUGCAAUAGUUUCUUUGCAUUUUGUUCCCACCGUUCGCACGAAGCAUAAUAUAAACGCAGUAAAACACCUUUUAACUGCAUAAAUGCACUUGAAAAUUGUAGCAAUCGCCAAAAUUGUUUUGCUUGUAGCUUUAUUUAUACUUUUGUUGCAGUGGGUUUUAUUCUCGCUAUUAUGCGUUCGAUUACUGCCUUUUGUUCCCUGUAUACUAACAACAUGAGAAUUUGUGUAACGA